AUGGCCAUGGCCGUGGACGAGCAGCCGUCGCACCCGUACCACCGCUGGGGCCUGCCCCUCGAGAGCGGCACGGGGCACAGGUUAACCCCGAGGGCUAACGAGCCCAUCUACGUCACGGACGUCUUCCUCGUCGACGCGGAGAGCGCCGGCCGCCAGGGUGCCGUGGCCGCCUGCGUCGAGAUCGGCACGCGGGACCUCCUGCUCGGGCUGGUGUCGGCGGAGAACCCCCACGUGGAGCUGCAGACCCCGGUGAUGCUGGACGAGGAGUUUCGCUUUUACGUCAUGGGGCCCGGAGACGACGCCAACGCCGAUGCCGGCACAGGCGCAGACACUGAAGACGAUGCCGACGCCGACGCCGACGCGGCAGUCGUCAUGUUCGAGGGUUUUCUUGUCACAAACACGGAGGAGGAGGCUGCCGACGACAAGGAUGAGGAGUACGAGGAGAGGGAGGAGACCUACGGCGAGCUCGACCGAUACGUGCCCAGGGCGAGCAGUGCCGGCGGCAUCUCCAAGGACGCUCGGCAGGUUGUAGCCAUAACUAUAGCAUUCUUAGGAAUUCUGGUGUCUGUCUCUAUGUUAGCAUCCCUCGGAUUGAUAAAGUAA
Triticum turgidum subsp. durum (durum wheat) is the source of this 603-nucleotide messenger RNA. Lineage: Eukaryota; Viridiplantae; Streptophyta; Magnoliopsida; Poales; Poaceae. The record is from the annotation of a GenBank genome assembly.